Helobdella robusta is the source of this 780-nucleotide messenger RNA. RefSeq lists its product as hypothetical. NCBI's taxonomy places the organism in Eukaryota, Metazoa, Annelida, Clitellata, Rhynchobdellida, Glossiphoniidae. The record is from RefSeq and is a predicted model, not a curated record. The coding region runs from base 1 to 780 and encodes 259 amino acids. The transcript has 3 exons.
AUGAACUCAAAACAGAAUACCAUGAAGAACCAUCAAUGGCUGACCUGGAAAGCUGAUUCAAAUUCGAAAACAACUUUAAGAGGGACCUUUGACCCAAAGGUUAGGUCCACUGCUUACAACAGUGGGCACGAGAUAAACUGCAACUGCACUGCCUUGUGUGCUUCCAGCAAAAAGGCUAGGCCCACUGCUUAUAAAACUGGAGACCUUAAAUGGUCAAGGUGUGACAAUAUCCAGGAAGUACGCAAAAGUGGAGGGAUGUUGCGGAAAAUCUGGCGUCCCCUCCUGGAAUAUCAGACUUGGCACUUUAAAUAUUGGAUCGCUUUACUGGACGCUCCAUGGAGAUCGUCGACAGGCUGGAAAGGCGAAGGGUUGACAUCUGUUCUCUGCAGGAAACAAGAAACAAGAUGGAAAUCAAAUGGUGUCUCUCUCACUGGGAGUUACAAGUUGUUCUGGAAUGGCCAAAAGACAGUCCAAAAUGGAGUUGGAAUCUUCAUACGGGAAUCACUGGCACAAAAUGUACUGGAGGUAGUUCGAAUCAGCUCACGCCUAAUGCUGAUUAAUCUCAGAACGGAAAAACAGGUUCUGACUGCAUAUGCACCACAGACCGAUGAAUCUGAAGACGCCAAAAAUGACUUCUGGAACACACUCUCAGAUGCCGUCAAGAAAACACCAUCAUCAGAGAUACCAUUGAUAUUCAACGGCCGUGUUGGAGAUAAAGGAAAUGGGUUCCACGGUGUCAUGGAGGCUUUGGCUACGAGUCUCAAAACGAAGACGUUAUAA